Molecule: messenger RNA, 3526 nt
Organism: Ictalurus punctatus (channel catfish)
Lineage: Eukaryota; Metazoa; Chordata; Actinopteri; Siluriformes; Ictaluridae
Gene: gyg2
Product: glycogenin 2
Exons: 9
Coding region: 288-1601 (437 amino acids)
Cellular component (GO): cytoplasm
Molecular function (GO): glycosyltransferase activity
Source: RefSeq, a predicted model, not a curated record
UUUGUUUAACAUGUUGUCAUCUGGAGUUACCGUUAUGAGCGGUUGAGUUUCAGUUUGCUUCACACCACACAGGGCAUACGCUCUGCAGCCUUGGCUUUAGAAGUGAUUUCUAGAUAUAGCCAGUCAACUUGAUUCUUACAGAAUGCAGAGUGACACAGAGUGACAGUAUCGGUCUACGCACAGCAGCUGGCUACGAACAGAACUUUGUGCAUGCUGGAUUUUGUGGCCUGAAUUUGCUUCCAGCUCUGAAGACACCAGGAGCGUAGGACACAAGAACAACAUCGAGAAUGCCAGGGCCUAACCAGGCCUUUGUGACCCUGGCUACUAGUGAUGCCUACUGCAUGGGGAGUCUAGUAGUGGGCAAGUGCUUACGAAGGCAUGGAACAACUCGAAAACUGGUGGUGAUGGUUUCUCCCAACAUUAGCAGAGAGGAACGUCUGUCUUUAGAAGACGUGUUUGAUGAGGUUAUAGUGGUGGAUAUGUUGGACAGCAGGGACAGGGCUCACCUCUUCUGGCUGGGGCGUCCAGACCUGGGUGUCACGUUCACCAAGCUUCACUGUUGGACGCUUACACAGUAUACCAAGUGUGUGUUCCUGGACGCUGAUACACUUGUGCUGUGUAAUGUCGACGAGCUGUUUGAGCGAGAAGAGCUCUCUGCAGCUCCAGAUCCGGGCUGGCCCGACUGCUUCAACUCUGGCGUGUUUGUAUUCAGACCGUCACUGGAGACCCACUCAUGCCUGCUGGAGCACGCCAAGAUGUGUGGCAGCUUUGAUGGAGGUGAUCAGGGACUUUUAAAUGCCUUUUUCAGCGACUGGGCAAUAAAGGACAUCCAUAAGCAUCUACCGUUCAUUUACAACCUCAGUGCCAAUGCAAUCUACACCUAUUUACCAGCUUUCCACAAGUAUGGCCAUCAAGCUAAGAUCGUCCACUUCCUGGGAAGGAACAAGCCCUGGCAUGUUCCAUACCAGGAACAUCCAUCCACUGAGGUUCCUCAAUGGGAUUCCAACGGGACCUUGGAGAAAUAUGUCAAUCUGUGGUGGGCGGAGUACUACGGUCACACAAAAACACAUCUAGAUGAGUUGACUCAUGAGCUCCAGGAUGAUGAACCAAUUGAGCAGCUAGGCAUGUUAGUGGCUGCACCCUGUUCCAGCCAUGUGGACACUUCGCCACAUUGGUCACAGCCCACUACAACGUCACCGUCUGCUUCUCAUCCUCACGACCCUGAGUCAGUCUCUCAGGCCGAGGACAGAGAAGAGAAAAUACCUAGCGAAUCAGUCAAGAAGCCGACGUUGGAUGCGCCGAGCUCAAGUACAUGCUAUCAGCUGGAGGACAUGUGUUCUAAUCUUGACGUCAUAUCUGCUGUCGAGCCAGGGGAUUCGGAAAAAUCCGAGCUUCAGGAACCACAAGUUGAACAAAAACAGGAAGAAGACGUCUCAGGAGCAGAAUCUGCCCUCUCAGAAGCUGAAUCAGACGCUGGCAGAGCGGAUGCUUUACAGGAGAGCUUGGAGCAUCGGAAGCGGUGGGAAGAGGGCCAUAUUGAUUACAUGGGCAAAGAUGCCUUCGAAAACAUCCGGAUCAAGCUCGACCAAUUUCUCGAUUAACAUCUUGUUUUGUGCAUGUGAGGGAAUAAGUAACAAAUGUUCAUUUAGAUUGUAUCCAUUGUCACUUCUCUAUGUCUACCUCUAUUAUGCCUACUCUACAGCUAAUCAAAGUGGCACAGCAAAAAAGCAUUUAUGCUAUUUGUGAGUUUGAACCCCAUCACUGUCACAGACAUCCCUGGACCGGGAGUCAAGAGAGCAAAAUUGGCCGUGCUCUGUGGGUGGAAGGAAUGGCAUACGCUUCCUCUUCUGUCAAUCAAAGUGACACCAGCCAAUCAUUGGUGUCUGUGAGCUCAUGUAUGCGGAAGGUGCAGAUAUCACUUUUCACGUUAGGGUCCUUUGUUUGUGAUGCAGCAUGAGCAGCGGUUCAAAAGGAAGGAAGGAAGGAAGGAAGGAAGGAAGGAAAGAAGAAGAACAUGCUAGCCCUCACCUUCCCUGAUUGCUAGCUAGGGGAGAGUUAGCUAGUGGGUGGGAAUUGGCAGAUGAUCAAAUUAGGGAGAGGGCGGGGCCCUGUUAGUGCUAAAAGAUACAUACAAGCCGUAAAGAAGAUUAAACAACAACGAAAAAAUCUGAAACAUUUGUUUUUACUUUUUCUAAAUGUAGAGGAUUUAAUAUGAUCCCACUGCUCAUUAAAUCAGAAAUACUAAAACAAGUCAUUUUUUCUGUUCUAUUUUAAUUAAUGCAUUUAGUUCCUGUAAGAUUUAGAGGACCACAGUCUGAGUGCUUGUGAUUGAGUGGUUAAUAUCACAUGGUACCAAUUCAGUUAAUUUUCGUAGCACUUAUUAUAUGGUUUUAAUGAAAUAUUAAGUAUUAUUUAAAAAUACAAGAAUAUAAAACAUUUUUUUUGUGUGGGCGUUUGCAUUGAGUACUGCUCCUGUACACUAGGGGGUGCUCUUUCUGCAGUUUGCAAAAUGUUUAAGCCUUCCAGACAGUGUUCAGCAUUUUAGAUUGCUUAGUAGACCUAUUUAAAAUAAAAAUGUGCAGUGUGGAUGACAACAGUAGUGCUUCUGUUUACCUCUGCACGGCGCUUGUUUGCAGGUAAUUACAGUUAAAACCACAUCCUCACGCUGCUGCCUAUUUAAUAAGUUAACAACACAUUCACUUGUCUCCCUGUAGGGACCUCGGCAAACUUUAACAGAUGUUACCUACAAGCAUCCUGACUCACCUCUGACUUUCCUCCAAGACUGAGGCAUAUUUUUUCUCCAUUUGUAUGUGUCCCUUGUUUGAGACCAUAAGUAGCAUUUUGCACUAAAUACAACUAAUUAUUUUCUAUUGAUCCAGGGUGCGGCUGUCAUUCCUAAUAGAAUAAACACUUCAGUUAGACUACUAUGGCUGUGCUGAUGAGUUGGAAAGAUGCUGAGUGUAUGGGGUUGUGAGGAGUGUUUUUCCCCUGCACCUUUCUUAAUGUCGUUAUUUUGACUUAAUGACUUAAUCUCUCUCUCUCUCUCUCUCUCUCUCUCUCUCUCUCUCUCUCUCUCUCUCUCUCUCUCUCUCUCUCUCUCUUUAAAGAUAGUAUGUCGAUACUAUAGUUGGUCAGAAGGUGUUGAUUAAUUUUCAGCAGCUCAGACAGUAGUUCCGUCUAUUUUUCACAGGUUUGCAUUAAUGCACUUGUUCUGAUAUGUUACAUUUUCUAUAGCCACAGCUCAUUCACAGUGAACCAUCGACAUCAUUUAACACUAAUAAUUAGUGGAUUAAAAACUCUGUUGUUGUUUAACAAAGAAAAAUGUAUAAUUGUUGAUUUACAGAUUUCUGGAAGGAUAUUAUUAUUAUUUUUUCCUAACAUUUAUGGAAGGAGUCUCCAGUGUCAGUGUGCUUCCACAUGGAAGAGUCUUCAGACAAAUUUAUGCUUUGUGUUGUUUUUUUAUUUUUUGGUUUGUAAAAAAGCAUGACGUAUUAAUAAAUAAAACAUCCUAAUUGUUGGCACAUUA